UUUUUGGCAGGAACCACUGAGGUGAUAAAGGAUGCUUCUAAGCGUGUGAGUGAGGCAAUGACUCCUGAGCGUCUCCGUCAGACAACACCUGUUGAUGUGGUCCGUAGCCGUGCCCCGAGUCCACGCCGUUCAACUGGAGACGGACGCUUCAUUCUCCCGCCUCGUAUCCACCGUGCAUCCGAUCCUGGUCUGCUUCCAGCUGAAGAGGAGGUGUCAUUAAAAGCACUGUAUGAUGCAGAAUUGGCUCCCCCAGUGGAUACAUAUGCACACCCUCCUCCCCUGGCCAGGAUCCUGUCACCUCAAGCUGGGCAGCAGCAGAUCCUGCCUCACCCCCAGACCUCCCCGCUGCUGCACCCAUUGGUGGGCCAGCACAUCCUGUCCGUGCGCCAGUUCAGCAAGGAACAGAUGUCACACUUGUUCAAUGUGGCUCAUACUCUUCGUCUGAUGGUGCAGAAAGAAAGACCCUUGGAUAUUUUGAAGGGUAAAGUCAUGGCCUCUAUGUUCUACGAGGUGAGCACUCGCACCAGCAGUUCGUUCUCAGCAGCCAUGCACCGUCUGGGAGGGUCAGUGGUGCAUUUCAGCGAGUCCACGUCCUCCACGCAGAAGGGCGAGUCUCUGGCUGAUUCGGUUAACACCAUGAGCUGCUACGCUGAUGUCAUUGUUCUGCGCCACCCCAUACCUGGAGCUGUAGAAAGUGCGGCAAGACAUUGUCGACGGCCGGUGAUCAAUGCUGGUGAUGGGGUCGGAGAACAUCCCACUCAGGCCCUUCUGGAUAUCUUUACAAUCAGAGAAGAGCUGGGAACAGUCAAUGGCAUGACUAUUACCAUGGUAGGCGAUCUGAAACAUGGUCGCACUGUGCAUUCUCUGGCUAGACUUCUUACUCAGUACAGGAUCACUUUGUGCUACGUGGCCCCCAAAAACCUCAGCAUGCCUGCCGAGAUCAUCGACUUUGUGGCUUCCAAAGGCAUUAAACAGGUGGUGUUUAACAGCAUUGAAGAGGCCCUUCCAGAGACCGACGUCCUGUACAUGACCAGAAUACAGAAGGAGCGAUUCGCUUCUGAAGAGGAGUACAAAGCAUGUUUCGGCCAGUUCAUCCUCACACCACAUAUCAUGACGGGAGCCAAAAGGAAGAUGGUGGUCAUGCAUCCUCUUCCCAGAGUCAAUGAGAUCAGUGUGGAAGUGGACACGGAUCCUCGGGCUGCUUACUUCCGGCAGGCGGAGAAUGGGAUGUAUAUUCGGAUGGCACUGCUGGCUACUGUGCUGGGUCGGUGAAGGGGCCAUCAUAGUCUAUUCUUGGACAUUUGGCAGUAAAGGGAAAUGUUUUAUUAGCAACAUACUGAUUCAGUGACUGGUGUUUAUUCUGUGUACUCUCCAUAUAGUUCCAGAUGGUAAGAUUUUGUGAGAUAAAGUAGCCAGAUUUAUUGUUCCUUUCAAUACUGACUGCAAUAAAAUUCCAGAUAUUGAGUAUUUGAUUUAAAACAUGAACAUUAAAGCAACCACAGAGCAGUAUGGUUAAACUAGUUUCAUUCUGAAUAUCUUAGAUAGUUACAUGACAAUAGCACUUGAAAAUAGCAGGUUGUUCAGUUUCUUCAUUUCACAAAAAAAAAAAAAAAUCAGAAAAAUUUAGGAAAGUUAUACAAUAAACGGUUGUACUACUACAUCUCUGACUGGUAUAGUAUAAAUGUAAAUGCUUUUUGAUGUGCAUUUACAACAAUAUAGACGUCUUUACAUGUGAUCAUGUUCACUUGGACGUUCCAGUAGCAGACCAGACUUUUGUAACUCAGUCAACUUUGUGCAAAUACUAGUGCAGCAGAUACAGUAUGGUAGGAAGAUUACGGAGUAAAACUUUUGUAAUUGUAUUUUUAGACAAUAAAAAAAUGCAAUCUCA
Molecule: messenger RNA, 1888 nt
Organism: Cyprinus carpio (common carp)
Lineage: Eukaryota; Metazoa; Chordata; Actinopteri; Cypriniformes; Cyprinidae
Product: CAD protein-like
Exons: 11
Coding region: 58-1272 (404 amino acids)
Biological process (GO): 'de novo' pyrimidine nucleobase biosynthetic process; amino acid metabolic process
Molecular function (GO): amino acid binding; aspartate carbamoyltransferase activity
Source: RefSeq, a predicted model, not a curated record